This is a messenger RNA of Dermacentor albipictus, 3806 nucleotides long. RefSeq names its product trypsin-1-like. Gene Ontology annotation, molecular function: serine-type endopeptidase activity. Gene Ontology annotation, biological process: proteolysis. The record is from RefSeq and is a predicted model, not a curated record. NCBI's taxonomy places the organism in Eukaryota, Metazoa, Arthropoda, Arachnida, Ixodida, Ixodidae.
CAGAGCGGAGCCGCGUCUGGAUGGCUGGAUGCGGGAACCCGCUCUCUCUCGCCCCUUGGGCUGUAGGUUGCUCUGUCCCGGUUUCCAAGGCGGCUCCGCUCGGCCGCCGUCUCCGCGCACGCUCCAUUCCAACGAGCGCUCAGCGUCGCUCGGCCGCGCACGACUCGUUUGCACCCAGCCCGGGCGCCCCCGGAGGAACACCAGCCGCCAGCAGCGGCACAGGCGACGCGGAGAGGAACGGGACCCCCGGCUUGCCAUCCGCUCGGCGGCUGCGAGGACGUCGCUUCGGGUUCCGUACUGCGGCCACUUUUACACGGCCGCACGGUGGACGGCAGUUUGACCACGUAGCGGCGACACGGAGGACGACCCGGCCAGCUGUUUUCCUUCUGCUGGAACCCUUCCGCGUGCGGCCUUCCGGGGAAGGCUUCGGCUCGUGAGUGAUCGGUGUGAACUGCUCUCGGCGUAAAAAGAAAAUUAGGAGGUGGUCGCCGUCGUCGGUCCGUGGACGACGUUGUUGAUGCCGGCGCCGGGUAGGACGCCGCGUUUCCGAGCCCCAUCGGCCCUGCCCGGCUCGGCGUUGUGCCCGCGUGUUGACCAGGAGUAUAUUGCCAGAUCUGGAUAACUGUCACGACGGGCAGACGGCGGCGGUGCCGUACUGCUGCCGGGGCGCGGGGGCGCCAUGCGGCGGUGGCGGCCUCACUCGUGGUGGGCGCUCCUGCUGACCGCCUGCUGCUGCCUGCACCUGGCAAACCCGCAGAUACACCUCUACGUGCCUGCACACCUGCCGGAGGAAUCCGGCUACUCGAGCCGCCAGGGCCAGUGUUCGUACGGCGGCGACGACCGGUGCACGUUCGUGCUCCUGUGCCUGUUGUCCGGCGGCACGGCGGCCGGUCGCUGCGGCAACAGCCUGCUGUACACGUGCUGCGUGCGGCCGCCCCGCACGCGGUCCUCGCUGCCCGCCGACCACACGGCGGUGCAGGCGCUCCAGGCGCGAAGCCCGUCCGCCGCGCGAACCGCCACGCAACGCAAGUACUACCACGUGGGCGACGAAGACGUCUGCGGGAGGUCAACGAACAAGCCGCAGAGGAGAAUCAUAGGUGGUGAGGAUGCCCAGUACGGAGAGUUCCCAUGGCAGGCCCAUAUCAAGAUCUCCCGUCAGCAGUGCGGAGGAGCCCUCGUCAACCAUUUCUACGUUGUUACGGCGGCGCACUGCGUACAUCACACGCCGCUGCGGCGAAUCUCGGUGAUCCUGGGCGCGUACGACAUCCAGGACCAGCGGUACCAGUCGUCCCAGGCGCAGGCGUUCAGCGUGCUCGAGAAGAAGAUCCACCCGAACUUCGCCUUCUCGGCGUCGCAGCCGGACCGCUUCGACGUGGCGCUGCUCAGGCUGGACCGGCACGUGCGCUACCAGGAGAACAUCCUGCCCAUCUGCCUGCCGCCCAGGGGGUGGACCUUCGAAGGGUGGCGAGCCACGGUCACCGGAUGGGGAAAGACGGACUCCACGCUCAGUAACCGCUACGGCACGCGGGUCCUGCAGAAAGUGGAGGUGCCCAUCAUAACGCGCAGCGAGUGCGAGCACUGGCACCACAUCCGCGGCAUCCGCAUCAGGAUCCACCAGGAGAUGAUGUGCGCCGGCUACAAGGAAGGGCGCAGGGACGCCUGUGUGGGUGAUUCCGGCGGACCGAUGAUGCUGAACUUGAAUGGUCGGUGGACGCUCGUCGGAAUCACAUCAGCAGGAUUUGGAUGCGCGCAGUCGUUCCAGCCCGGCAUCUAUCACCAAGUGUCCAUGUCCGUCGACUGGGUCAUCGCGAACAUGCAGUGACCGGCAGCAUGACAAACGAAAGAAACUACAGUGUUCCCACCCUAUGUGCAGGCAAAGUGUCCACUGUAAGCGUGCAUUGUUUCAAAUGCCUCCUGGUCAUGAGAGAGUGAAAUAGCGUCACUACACAAGUCCCGCCAAAGGAAAUGAUAGCUUCGAUCCAGCGACCUCUUUGUCAGUUUCUUAGAUACCGUCAAUUGAGGCUCGGUUCAAUUGUUUUACGAACCCAGCAUCAAGGAAAGCUUCAAAUACGGUACCAUACAAUGAUGCAUUGGCAGGAUGGGGCUACUCAGCAUAUGCAUAAGUGAAAUCUUCAAUGUGCCCUGGUCAGCUUUGUGAAACUGUAAUUGGCGCGACCACGAAAUUAUUUGUACAAUACACGUUAUUAUGAAAUGGAGAACUUACGUACGCACCACCGUUCCCUGCACACAUAAAGCACGUUUACGAUUUCUCAAGAGUGACUGCCCACGCAGGAUAUGCCGUCAAAAACUAAUUACGCUCGAAAACCAAUAUUCUGUGUCAUCGUAAGACUCCAGUAUUCACGGUUGGCCGCGUUAGUGUCGUAGUGGUAUAAUUUCGCCAUUUAUUAGAAUCACUCAGGUGUAGCAAUUGAGGCUCUCAGUCGGAAACAUUUAUUCAGAGUAAUGGCAGAGGUGGCAAAAGAAGGACUGAGCUAGCUAUGACAAACCUUUGAAGUUAUUCAUUUAUCGGUGAUGCAGGGUCAGCUGCGGAAUUCUUAAGAGUACACAGGCCGUAGGCAUACGUUGGCGCAAGGGGGCUACUAACCGACUACUUUACUCGCCUUCGCUUAGACUGCCACAUGUGCUUAAAGUACGAAGCCGCUGUGGUUUAACGAUUCACUAAAUUGACUAAACUGCAGAAAAGUGAAACGUCAUUUCUGACACUAUGCUAAGUAUAUACAGACGCGCAACCUUCUACAUUUUGGCCCUUUGAUUUGCUGCUAGCUCCUUGAUCAUAUGCAUCACGAUCAUAUAAUGGUUACCACAAACACCUUUAAUGCGCUAAUUUAUGCAUGUAGGCCCUCUGCAGCGCCCUGUAACUGCUGGCGCGUACCGUCAAGAGAACACCAGUCAUUCUAUGCCAGCGUUCGCAAGUAUAUGAGGGUGUACUACGGUAAAUACCUUCGAAAGAUACAUCCUACACAGUCAUAGCACUAUCCCACAAUGCACGAAUCAUUGGUGCCAAAAUACUUUCAAGCAAACAUGAUUUAUAAAGACAGUAUAUUGGCACUCAUUUUUGCACAUAGUGUUCAUUGUUGUUCGCAACGCCAUAACAAGCGUUAAUGAAAACCUGACGAAACAUACAACGUUUCCAGUCCAAAAACAAGCAAGGAAGAUGAUAUGGUAGGAUAUGUAGGACUUCUGAGCAGAGUCCUACGGUCAUAGUUGAACCGGUGUAUGCUCAGGAUUGAUGCCUGAAUCCCAAUCUGCUUCUUUUCUUUUGCACAGGGGAAGGGAAGGCGGGCACGAAACGAGAAGAGAAACAUUGCAAAGGAAAUGAGCAACACUAAGAAAAAAAAAACAAGCAGCAAAGGUAAAAACACAUGUGCUGCGCGUUCCUACACGGCGCUUAUGUUUUACAGGAAUUGUUACGAAAUGGAAGACUCCCGGGUGUCCGCAAGUGCGAUAGAUUGCACGCACGAUCGUGACUCGAGUACAAUGGACAACAACAGCGGUGAUGACGAACAUCGAGUGAACAGUGUUUGCUGCAGUCCGUGGACAAAGUGCUCGGUGACGAAAGCGUGCGUUGCCCGAGGGAGAAAGAACGCCAGCAACUGAUAUCAAAUCAAACGUUAUCGACCAAGGGACGAUGUGCCAAUCCUACUCUUCCCAGAUGAUGGUACCAUGGCGCAACUUGCUUUUUUUUGUGCGUGUGCGUGCGUGCGUAGCGCGCUCCCUCCACGGUAGAGUGUCCGUGAACUGACGUGUUGUUACAGCGACUCAUUAAAUGUUAGGUAUUUCCAGCA